AUGAACUUUGAGCACGAACUUGACGCAGCGCGUGGUCGUCCUCUCCGCCGCGAUGAGAGCUACUCAAAAGACGAGGUAUGCUCCCUGUCACCAAACCAUGUGCCCUUGCUGACUGGCAAGCUUGUGAAGGCUAUCAUCUGCUUCACCGAGAUCGCGAAGCGGGCCGGCUACCCCCUCCCCGCCGCCGAGAAGGAGGUCCUGCGUCAUCGGGUCGCGGUCGCCGUGGAGCGCAUCGAGAAGAGGGUCGCGGCUGUACCGGCAUCCACAUGCAAGCGUGUUCUGCAGCGCGUCCCCAUGGAGGCAAAGCAGGACUUGCUCAUGCACGAUUCGGAGCCCGAGGAGUAUUCGAUGCUCGCCGCGGACGAGGCCCCGACCCGUGCGACUCUGCGUCCCCGCGCGCACACCUCACGCGCGUGGCAUGGCACCAGCUGGCUUGCGUAUCCCCUCAUGCUCUUUCGUGGGCCCUCGUUCCGCGUCCGCGGGUCCGACCUGCCCCACAAGGGCGCUAACAAGACGGACCCCGCCCUGCAGACGGUACGUGCCCGACCUGCCCUCUCCUUCGCCGAGCGCACCGCCAACGCGCACGCUGCUGCCCGCCUCAAGUGCAGCUCUCCCGAUGGAUAG
This is a messenger RNA of Trichosporon asahii var. asahii CBS 2479, 624 nucleotides long. RefSeq lists its product as uncharacterized. The transcript is spliced from 2 exons. The record is from RefSeq and is a predicted model, not a curated record. The coding region runs from base 1 to 624 and encodes 207 amino acids. NCBI's taxonomy places the organism in Eukaryota, Fungi, Basidiomycota, Tremellomycetes, Trichosporonales, Trichosporonaceae.